Triticum urartu is the source of this 2669-nucleotide messenger RNA. Its product is annotated as NAC domain-containing protein 43. The record is from RefSeq and is a predicted model, not a curated record. Gene Ontology annotation, molecular function: DNA binding. Gene Ontology annotation, biological process: regulation of DNA-templated transcription. Lineage: Eukaryota; Viridiplantae; Streptophyta; Magnoliopsida; Poales; Poaceae.
CUUUAUCGAUCCUAUAGUGAUCGUUGUGUGUGUGAGGUUCACCCAUCGACCAUGAGCAUCGCUGUGAACGGGCAGUCGGUGGUGCCGCCGGGGUUCCGGUUCCACCCGACGGAGGAGGAGCUGCUCACCUACUACCUCGCCAAGAAGGUGGCCUUGCAGCGCAUCGACCUCGACGUCAUCCGCGACAUCGACCUCAACAAGCUCGAGCCAUGGGACAUCCAAGAGCGCUGUCGGAUCGGAACUGGCCCGCAGAAUGACUGGUAUCUGUUCAGCCACAAGGACAAGAAGUACCCCACGGGGACGCGCACCAACCGCGCCACCGCCGCCGGGUUCUGGAAGGCCACCGGCCGGGACAAGGCCAUCUACUCCGCCGCCGGCUCCGGCCGCAUCGGCAUGCGCAAGACGCUCGUCUUCUACAAGGGCCGCGCCCCGCGUGGCCACAAGUCCGACUGGAUCAUGCACGAGUACCGCCUCGACGACGCCAUCGCACCUGCCCCUGCGACCAACCCCGUCUUUGCUCCCGGCGACGCAAGUUCCUACUACUCCGGCAUCUCAUCCCCGGUUCGCGGCGUGGCCGGGGUCCAGUCACCGUCGGCACAGGAGGACGGGUGGGUCAUCUGCAGGGUGUUCAGGAAGAAGAAUAUCGUCGUGCAGCACCAGAACGGCGGCGGCGCAGCGUCCAACAAGCUGGUCGGCGCCGGUGCCAUGGAGUGCAGCCAGAGCAACUCCUCGUCGAUGGUGACCGCCGCCGGCGACAAGGCCAAGGCGCAGAUGCACCAGCAGCAGCAGCUGCCACACAGCAACGACGCGCUCGACCAUAUCCUCAGCUACAUGGGCCGCUCAUCCAUGGCAUCGUGCAGGCAGGAGACCAAGCCCACCAACCCAUCAUCGUCAGCGCUGGACCACCUGAUCAACAGCGCGUGCCACGGCGACAGCAGCACCCUGUACGACAAGUUCAUGAAGCUCCCGCCGCUCGAGCACGUCAUCCCCGGCGGGCUCCUGCCGGCGCCGACCGAGUACGGCGGCGACUGGGACGCUCUUGACCGGGUGGCGGCGUACGAGCUCAACGGCCUCUCUGACGCCGCGACGGCCAAGACCACCAACGGCAUGUCCUACAUCGUGGACGAUCUCGGUGGCGCCACGGCCAACUCCGGCAGUGGCACCCUACACGCUUCCUCCGUCACCGGGGCUGGCGAUGGUGACCUGUGGAGCCUGGCGCGGUCGGUGUCAUCGCUACACGCCGACUUGACGAUAACCUGUUUUAACGCUGUCGGGUGCUAACACUGUCCUAGCCCAAACUUGCUUAUUUUUUAUAAGAACAUUUUUUUUUUGCAUAUAGAGCUUAUUCAAUCGCACGCACUACAGGAGUGCCCAGAUUAUAUAUAACGAGAUGCAGAGUGAAUAUGUCCAAAGAAAUGUUGCCAUACUACAACAGAAAAAGUAAAAGUAGAUAAAUAACCUAAGAUGGAGGAGAUCCUAUCCAAAGACUACACAACCAUCCAUGAUUGCGGAACACCUCCCUUUACUGAAGCCUUCUUCAUCAACUUUGCUGCAAUAAUGACGAUGUGGGGAUAGUGCUCCUUGGACUAUGGGUUGAAAACAAUAGCUAUGUGACAUCUGCUCUCUGCCAUUCUUCAAUACAAAUAUCUCAUGAGUUGUCUAAGACUACCAACAGUGGGACUAACAUAAUAGAUGAUAACAUCACAUAUAUCUAGACAAAACAGAUGAUGUGGCGAGUAAUUAAUGAGGAAAGAGGGGCAUGCGGUAACAUAGCUAGUUACUGUAACAUCACACAUGCUAAGACAAGAUGAGUAUAUACAACCAAAUAAAUGAAGUGUUGCAUGACACCACACAUAUGUUACUCCCCACUAUAGAGGUAGUAACAUAAACUAGAAACAUAUGCAUGUUACUAGUCUAAGUUACUACCCAUUGUGACUAGUCUAACAUGAUUGUGAUCAAUAUGAUGUAAUUCUCGAUGUGUUUGUCGUGGUGUGAUGAAUUUCUACUUUAUUCCCAGAAUAUAUAUAUAGAUUAUUUAUCGGUUUGUUUUGGUUGUUUGCUGCAUGAUUAUAUCUGUGCACGCUCUCCUAUCUAUUAGUCUUGCACUAGCCAUGUUUAGAUAAAUGAUCUCCAAGAGGAAGUUCUUUAUGUUGGUUGGGUUUAACCUUGUACUCCCUUCGUUUCAAAAUAAGUGUCAUGAUUCUAGUUCAAAUCUGAAUUAAAACUACUACACUUAUUUUGGAACAGUGAGAGUAAUAGUCUAUGUCAGUGAUAGAAAGAUAAAAAAAGGCGUGCAGUGUAUUAUUGCCACUAAGGAUAAAAAUAUAUCUGCCUAGUUAUCUCGGUGAUGAGCAAGAGAUAAAAAUAAUAUACUAUCAAGAUUAUGUCACCUUGCUUGAUGCAAUGCUUUGUUUUAUUACUUAAUAAUUUAAAAUAUAUGAUGUAUUUUGGUUUGAAGUGGAGUACUAGUUAUAGAUGAAGCUGUAUAGCGGUCUAUGGAUACAAGGACGUAAUGCCUAUAUGCUGACAUGUAUGAUCAAACAUAAAAAUUGUAAUAAUUGAUACACAACUAUAAUUUAUUUACCUUGUCUAUGCUAUUUGGAGAGGAGAUACUAGUGAAAUUAUGGAUUGCAGUCAUUUAUUCCUCAUAAAUUCAACUCUAUAUUCAG